AUGGACAUCCCCAGCCCAGACCCGUUGCCUUCAUCUUUGCCAGAGGAGGACAAUAAAUCUCUGGCCUUAGACCCUCCUCUUCCCGGGGGCCACUGUUCUGGGGUGGCUGCCUCCUCGAAGCCCAAGCGCAAGGCCUCCCUUCCUCGCAAAAGGAGUCAAGUCCCUGGAUCAGGACAAGAGCCCCUGCUGCCCCAGGGGGUGUCCUCCUCGGUGGACCCUGGAGAGGACAGCGGGCUUCUGCUGAUCGAUGACCAGGGCGUGCCUUACACGGUGUCCGAAGGGUCCACAGCGGGCACACCGGAGGGCAGCAGCCCCAAGAAGGCCCCCCACUUCUGCCCCGUAUGUCUGCGGGCCUUCCCCUACCUCUCCGACCUGGAGCGCCACAGAAUCUCCCACUCGGAACUGAAGCCCCAUGAGUGCAAAGACUGCGGGAAGGCUUUCAAGCGCUCCAGUCACCUGCGUCGCCACUGUAACAUCCAUGCCGGCCUCCGCCCCUUCCGCUGCCCGCUGUGCCCGCGCCGCUUCCGCGAAGCAGGAGAGCUGGCCCACCACCACCGCGUCCACUCUGGGGAGCGCCCCUACCAGUGCCCCAUCUGCCGGCUGCGCUUCACCGAGGCCAACACCCUGCGGCGCCACGCCAAGCGCAAACACCCAGACGCCCUGGAGGAAUUCCUGUGUCCCCCAGACCCGGACCCAGACCCUGACCCGGAGCCAGAGCUACCAUGGGAUGACCAGGGCAUUCCAGCCACUGGCGAGGCGGCAGAGGAGGCAUCAGAGGAGAAAGAGCCGGCCUGA
Elephantulus edwardii (Cape elephant shrew) is the source of this 795-nucleotide messenger RNA. It is a transcript of the gene ZNF524, whose product is annotated as zinc finger protein 524. Bases 1 to 795 code for a protein of 264 amino acids. The record is from RefSeq and is a predicted model, not a curated record. Lineage: Eukaryota; Metazoa; Chordata; Mammalia; Macroscelidea; Macroscelididae. Gene Ontology annotation, biological process: regulation of transcription by RNA polymerase II. The transcript has a single exon. Gene Ontology annotation, molecular function: DNA-binding transcription factor activity; RNA polymerase II cis-regulatory region sequence-specific DNA binding.